AUGAACCGUCCCGGAUCAGAACAUCAUUACCACUAUGCACAACUCACCGGAGGCCCUGGAAAUACACUGAGCACCUUUUAUGGAAAUCAGUUCCAAGACGAUCCUUCUCCUUAUGCAACGACAACGUUGGUUAUGUCAAAUCAACAACCUGCAUGGUUAAAUGAUCGCAUGUUAAGAGGGCCUGUGCUCCCAAGUAAUCCCAUUCCGAAUGGUCCACCGGCAAGAUAUGCCGAUCAUUCUGGACGUCGAUCACGAGGAAGUCGAGCGUCCGAACAUCGUCAAGCU
This is a messenger RNA of Strongylus vulgaris, 285 nucleotides long. NCBI's taxonomy places the organism in Eukaryota, Metazoa, Nematoda, Chromadorea, Rhabditida, Strongylidae. The record is from the annotation of a GenBank genome assembly.